AAAAACAGAUAUGGCCGCUCAAAGGAAGAAAACAAACGACAGUGUCACACGCUUUGCGAAACAUAACAAGAAAAAACCUGUUUGAUAGUUUCUUUUGCGUCAUGACAGACACAAUGAAUAAAAUAAUCACAAAGAAACAAACGGUUAAAUUUAUGUUAGAUUGCAGCAAAGCGGUGGAAGAUAACAUUUUAGAUCCGCAUGAUAUGGAGAAAUAUUUUCAUGAUCGAAUUAAAGUCGACGGCAAAACCAACAAUUUAGGAUCUAAAGUUGAAAUUUUGCGGGAUCGCUCAAAAAUCAGCGUCGUGGCGGAAACACCUUUCUCAAAACGUUAUAUUAAGUAUCUUGCGAAACGUUAUUUGAAAAAGCAACAAGUGCGUGACUUUUUGCGUGUUGUUGCCACUAAUCGUAAUAAUUAUGAAUUACGCUAUUUGAACCUUGUUAAUGGAGACGAUGCUGACAAGUAAACUGUUCCUUAUUGUAAAUAAUUUUCAAAAUAGGAAUUUCUUUAACAAAUUAAAUACUUGUGUCAUGACUUAUUCCAUACGAAAAAACACGCUUAGAUGGCUUUUUAAAAGUGAAAAGAUACUCUUAAAAAGUCGUUUUGAUUAAAGAAAAGUUUUCUUGAAGAAAAAUUAGUAGUAAUAAAAAACAUUUUUUUUCAAGUUCAACAGAAGAAAAUAUAUCUCUGUAAAUUAUUUAAAGAUAUUUGACAGCUAGUAACGUUGAAUCCGUAAAAAUUAUAAGAAAGGAACUUAUCG
Hylaeus volcanicus is the source of this 758-nucleotide messenger RNA. RefSeq names its product 60S ribosomal protein L22 2-like. Lineage: Eukaryota; Metazoa; Arthropoda; Insecta; Hymenoptera; Colletidae. Gene Ontology annotation, cellular component: ribosome. The transcript has 3 exons. Gene Ontology annotation, molecular function: RNA binding; structural constituent of ribosome. Gene Ontology annotation, biological process: cytoplasmic translation. Bases 102 to 464 code for a protein of 120 amino acids. The record is from RefSeq and is a predicted model, not a curated record.